AUGGCCAGUCAUGAGGAUAGAGGGAUGGAGCUUUCUGAAGAGGAGUUCUAUGUGCAGAGAUCAAGUGCAGUUAAGGCAGAGCUUGCCGGUGGGAACGAAAUGUAUCCUCACAAGUUUGAGGUAAGCCACUGCUUUAGGGAGAUACUGGAUAUGGCAGGCAAGGAAUCGACGCCUUUUGUAGGAGGUGAAGUUGUGAGGUCAGCAGGGAGGAUUAUGAACAUACGUAUGCACUCAAGGUUUUGCUUUUUCUAUGUGGUUUCUGGAGGAGAAGCGAUUCAGCUUGUUGUUAACAUUAAGGAGCAGGAUGCAAAGAGAAGCAGUGCUGUAAGAUUUGCAAAGAGAGGAGAUGUGGUUGGGUUUGUGGGAAACCCUGGAAGGACAAAGACACUGGAGCAGUCUGUGUUUGUGUGUGAUCUUGAUGUUGUUGCGCCAUGCAUGAGAACAAUUCCCACUGAGCACUUUGGGCUGAGAGAUGCAGAAACAAUAUACAGGAAAAGGCAUCUUGAUCUGCUGAUUAACAAGGAGUCGAGGGAGAGGUUUGAGACAAGGGCAAGGAUAGUGAAGUAUGUGCGGGCUUUUCUAGACUUCAGAGGGUUUAUGGAAGUUGAGACGCCGAUGAUGAACUUGAUUCCCGGCGGAGCAGCAGCAAAGCCGUUCAUUACGCACCACAACGAGCUAAAGCUUGAUCUGUACAUGAGGGUUUCGCCCGAGCUGUAUCUUAAGAAGCUUGUGAUUGGAGGGUUUGAUAGGGUGUAUGAGAUGGGGAAGCAAUUCAGAAACGAGGGCAUCGACCUGACCCACAAUCCUGAGUUUUCAUCAUGCGAGUUUUACAUGGCAUAUGCAGACUACAAUGAUAUUAUGGAUAUGACGGAGGAGAUGCUGUCUGGAUUGGUGCACGAGCUAUUUGCAAGUGAAGUUGUGAGAUAUGAGCCUAAGAAGCGUGGAGAGGAGGCAAAGCCUGUUGAGAUUUCGUUCAGUAGGCCGUUCAGGAGAAUAAGCAUUCUUGAAGAGCUGAAUGCCAAGCUUGGAUUGGAGCUUACUGGAGAGAAUCUUGAGGAUGAGAAAACUCUUGAAAAGCUUAUGGAUGUGUGUGCCAAGGAGAAUGUUGCAGUUGAGAAGCCGCACACACUUGCAAGGGUUCUUGACAAGCUAAUUGGGCAUGUUAUUGAGCCUCAAUGUGUGAGCCCGACGUUUAUCAAGGACUAUCCUGUGGUGAUGUCUCCGCUUGCCAAGAGGCAUAGGUCGAAGGUAGGCCUUACUGAGCGUUUUGAGCUUUUUAUCAACAGCAAGGAGAUCUGCAAUGCAUACACAGAGCUUAACAAUCCGUUUGAGCAGAGAGAAAGGUUUGAGCAGCAGGCAAAUGACCAGAAUGCCGGAGAUGAGGAAGCAAUGAUGCUUGAUGAGGAUUUCUGCACUGCUCUUGAGUAUGGUCUACCACCCACGGGGGGAUGGGGGCUUGGUGUUGAUCGCUUGGUGAUGUAUCUGACGAAUGCAGCGAACAUAAAAGAUGUUAUUUUUUUCCCAGCAAUGAAGCCUGAGUGA
Messenger RNA from Ordospora pajunii, 1542 nucleotides. Its product is annotated as tRNA synthetase class II. The coding region runs from base 1 to 1542 and encodes 513 amino acids. Gene Ontology annotation, biological process: lysyl-tRNA aminoacylation. Gene Ontology annotation, molecular function: lysine-tRNA ligase activity; ATP binding; tRNA binding. Gene Ontology annotation, cellular component: cytosol; cytoplasm. The record is from RefSeq and is a predicted model, not a curated record. The transcript has a single exon. NCBI's taxonomy places the organism in Eukaryota, Fungi, Microsporidia, Ordosporidae.